Molecule: messenger RNA, 979 nt
Organism: Syzygium oleosum
Lineage: Eukaryota; Viridiplantae; Streptophyta; Magnoliopsida; Myrtales; Myrtaceae
Product: probable U6 snRNA-associated Sm-like protein LSm4
Exons: 8
Coding region: 203-655 (150 amino acids)
Biological process (GO): spliceosomal snRNP assembly; mRNA splicing, via spliceosome; P-body assembly
Cellular component (GO): P-body; spliceosomal tri-snRNP complex; U6 snRNP
Molecular function (GO): U6 snRNA binding
Source: RefSeq, a predicted model, not a curated record
GGAAACUGGAAAGAAAGGUCUUCACUUUGAUCUCUCUCUCUCUCCUCUCUCUCUCUCUCUCUCUCUGGGAAAAGCAAGAGAAACGUCGAAGAAGAAGCAGCGCCCUUUUCUUGGUCCUUCUGAAAGUUGGGAACCUGUUCGAAUUCGCUUGUUUCGGAGGUCUUUUUUCUUGUUGGGUGUUCGAUCUUUUGCCCCGUAAGAGAUGCUUCCACUUUCUUUACUCAAGACUGCGCAAGGCCACCCCAUGUUGGUGGAACUGAAGAAUGGAGAGACUUACAAUGGACAUCUGGUCAACUGUGAUACUUGGAUGAACAUCCAUCUCCGUGAAGUCAUUUGUACCUCCAAAGAUGGAGAUAGGUUUUGGCGAAUGCCUGAGUGCUAUAUCCGUGGAAAUACAAUUAAGUAUCUCCGAGUUCCAGAUGAGGUAAUUGAUAAAGUGCAGGAAGAAACCAAGAGUCGCUCAGAUAGAAAGCCACCUGGUGUCGGGCGUGGAAGAGGAAGAGGCAGAGAGGAUGGUCCUGGUGGAAGGCCAGCUAAAGGAAUCGGGCGUGGGCUUGAGGAUGGGGGCAGCAAGGGUCCUGGCGGAGGCCGAGGCAAAGGCGGACCUGGUGGGAAGGGAAGUGGAAACAGAGGAGGAGGGCGAGGCCGUGGCUGAACAGACUGAGAUGUUGCAAGUUGGGCAAGUUUGCUGCGUUUUUUGGAGGCAUCAUCAGCCCGAAAUUUAUGUGAAAUGUUCAGCUUCAGUUAUUCUGAUAUCUCGUUCUUGGGGAUUGAUCUAGUAAAGGCGGUGUCUAGUGGCAGAUUCGAUCGAUGUUGUACAAGAUUUUGGCGUUUCUUUCCUUUCUGUUUUAAAAUAUCUCUUUCAAGUAAUUAAGCAUUUGAGUGAAACAUGUUGAUGCUUCGAUCAAGUUAUCAGUAUUGCAGUAUUACUCAACCGACAUUUUGAUGUCGUCAUUGUUGAAUGAAGUUUAGUCAUGUU